Necator americanus (New World hookworm) is the source of this 390-nucleotide messenger RNA. RefSeq lists its product as uncharacterized. The transcript has a single exon. The record is from RefSeq and is a predicted model, not a curated record. Lineage: Eukaryota; Metazoa; Nematoda; Chromadorea; Rhabditida; Ancylostomatidae. The coding region runs from base 1 to 390 and encodes 129 amino acids.
AUGCUGAAGAACAACGGCAGCUACGAGAGAGAUGUUCAGCAAAGAUGCGCUAAGGCCACUUCUGCAUUUAACUACUUAACGAAAUGCCUGUGGUUGACCCCCAUCACCAACGAAGUCAAGUUGCUAGUCUACCUAUCCGCAAUUCGCCCUAUCAUGAUGUACGGAUCGGAGAGUUGGGCAGCACCAUUUACAGUGCUGGACAGACUAGACUGCACGGAAAGAAAGCUGCUUAGACGGCUACUUGGCUACUUUUGGCAUAGGGUGUGCCACAAUGAAGAGCUUUACGCAGAGGUCGAUGUGGUUUACCGACACGUGGAAGUUACCAACAUCUUACACUGCCAUCGAAAGCGGCUACAGAAAAUCGUAUUCGCUUAUUUGAUCAUACAUUAA